Molecule: messenger RNA, 840 nt
Organism: Wallemia ichthyophaga EXF-994
Lineage: Eukaryota; Fungi; Basidiomycota; Wallemiomycetes; Wallemiales; Wallemiaceae
Exons: 7
Coding region: 1-840 (279 amino acids)
Biological process (GO): nucleotide transport; folate import into mitochondrion
Cellular component (GO): mitochondrion
Molecular function (GO): FAD transmembrane transporter activity; folic acid transmembrane transporter activity
Source: RefSeq, a predicted model, not a curated record
AUGACACAAUCGAGCUAUUUUAGCAAUCCCAGUUUGGACCACGGUGUCGCUGGAAUGGGCGCUGGAAUCGCUUCCACAAUCGCAAUGCAGCCACUAGAUCUAAUCAAGGUGCGCUUGCAAGUUACGGAUAAAUCUACACACAAAGACUUAUUAAGUACAUUCAUACGAAGCAAUGGCUGGAAGGGCAUGUGGCGAGGCGUUACUACCAAUAUUAUCGGUAAUUCCGUGAGCUGGGGCGGAUAUUUCUGGCUCUACACAGGCGUUAAAAAUCGCCUUCAUUCUAGCCAUCCUGCGCGAAAUUUGGGUCCAUUGGAACAUCUCUACGCGGCAUCUGAAGCAGGUUCCAUCAUUGCUAUCACUACAAAUCCCCUUUGGCUCAUCAAAACGAGAAUUUUCUCAACCAAACAACAUGAUAAAGGUGCUUAUCGCGGGCUAGCGCACGGUCUAAUUGAAAUUGGCAGAAAAGAAGGAAUGCGCGGGUACUGGAAAGGCACUCUACUCGCUUUAUUCGGUGUGCUACAGGGCGCAAUACAGUUCGCAGUUUAUGAGGAGCUAAAGAUUUGGCGUUCGAAAUCUUCUGGGAACCUAUCGAACACUCCAACUUGGCUGUCCAACUGGGAAUACACGCUCAUGUCAGGAGCAUCGAAAUUAUUUGCCCUGGGAACUACCUACCCUUAUCAAGUGGUUCGCACUCGAAUUCAGAACCAAAAUCAUUACAGCUCAAUAGCCCAUUGCGUCGCUUCGACCUACAGGAAUGAAGGCUUACGUGCUUUUUAUCAAGGCGCCGGGGUUAACGCGAUAAGGAUUCUGCCAGGAACAUGCGUUACGUUCGUUGUGUGA